Messenger RNA from Salvia hispanica, 1992 nucleotides. Its product is annotated as SUN domain-containing protein 5. Gene Ontology annotation, biological process: protein folding in endoplasmic reticulum. The record is from RefSeq and is a predicted model, not a curated record. Gene Ontology annotation, cellular component: cytoplasm; membrane. Lineage: Eukaryota; Viridiplantae; Streptophyta; Magnoliopsida; Lamiales; Lamiaceae.
UCUAACAAAUUUCCGUCGCCAUAGAAAUUGCAGUCUCGAUUAUCGCAUCCUUAUUGAAGAACAUUGCCGAUUGUGAAAUGCGAGCUUUAGACAAUGAGAGAUGAAGAAACCUCGCAACGUUGAUCCGACGAAACCCAAUCACAAAUCCUCCAGAAAUAGGGCUCACAAACUUGAUUGCGACAGAAAAACCGCCAAGAGAAGCUUCUACGACCUCUCCAUCCCUCUCUUCUUCUCCUUCUGGUGUGGCAUUGUCUUAUUGCAUGCUAAAUUUGGCAUCACUCGCGGAAAUGAAGGUGAUUUGCUUGCGUGUGGGGGGAUGUGUCUCGAUGAGAAGUUGCGUAACAAUAGUGUUCAUGUUUCAGAAACUGGAUAUGAGAAUGGAGUGGUGAUGGAGCAAGAUGUGUCUGUGAUUGUUGAGGAUUUCCCGGUUCAUCCAAAUGUGGAAGAUUUGAUCAGUGGGGCUAGUGAGCUAGAAGAGCUCUUGUCCAUUGUGCUUGGUUAUGAUUCCUUCACCUGUCAACUCGAACCACACCAAGAGGUCGGGAAAAUCGAGCCAGCAGAAGCACAGAAUGGGAGGAUUCACUUGACCUACCCGAAUUUCGAUGAGUUCAAGUACAUCUCCUCCAAAGGAAAGAUUGGUUCUCCUCGCCAGCUUGUCAACAUCACCCACCGCCUUGAGCCCGAUGGGACGCCCUACAACUACGCCUCAGCUAUAAAGGGGGCGAAAGUGGUUUCUCAUAACAAGGAGGCGAAGGGAGCCAGCAACAUACUGGAUAAGGACGACGACAAGUAUCUGAGGAACCCCUGCUCGGUCGGGGGAAAGUAUUUCAUCAUUGAGCUUGCUGACGAGACUCUGGUUGAUGCUGUAAAUAUAGCAAAUUUUGAGCACCACUCAUCCAAUUUCAAGGAUAUAGAGCUGUAUGGGAGCUUGGAUUACCCGACUGAGGAGUGGGACACAUUGGGGUCGUUCGCUGCUGCAAACUCUAAGCAUGUUCAGUGUUUCAAGCUGCCGGUGCCAAAAUGGGUUCGGUAUUUGAAAGUGAACUUGUUGAGUCAUUAUGGCUCUGAUUUCUACUGCACACUGAGUGUGGUGGAGGUUUUUGGAGUUGAUGCUAUUGAACAGAUGCUUGAGGAUUUUAUCAUUCCCGACUCUUCUGCUAAUGGAGUGUCGAAUCGCAAUUUGACUGCACUGCCUUCGGCAGUACCAGAACAGAGCUCCAACGCCUCUGCAACCGGUUAUGUUGCUCAUCCGGUUGUGGAGCCUGAUGAGGGGCAGCAUCUCAUUGUUGAUAUUCCGAAGAAACCGGUUUCUGGAAGUGGCCCGGCUGAUCUUCUGCACAAGGCUAGGCAGCUCCCUCAUAGCAGAGUGCAUGCGGAUGCUGCCCUUAAGGUCCUGUUGCAGAAGGUCAGAUCACUCGAGUCGAACCUGUCGGUGCUGGAGGACUACAUCAAUGAACUUAACAGGAGAAGGGUGGAUUAUCUGCCUGAGCUCGACAAGAAGCUAAAUAAGUUCUCUGCUCUUCUGGAGAAGACAAAACUGGAGAUGAAAGGCCUCUUGGAGUGGAAGGAGAUUAUGGAAAAAGGAAUCCUCGAGCUGGAGUCGUGGAGAACCCUCGUCUCUAUACAGAUGGAAAUCUUGGUCGAUCAAAACAACAUGCUGAGAUUGGAGGUUGAGAAGGUGGUGCAAGAUCAAGUGAGUUUGGAGAGCAAAGGGCUAGUCAUUUUGACAGUGGGCUUGUGCUUCGCGCUCAAGAUGAUUCUUGAGAGGCUAACGAAGCAGUUCGGCGCUCCAGCGGCUGGCCAGUCGAAUGGAGGUUGGAUUUUAGUUGUCAUGUUCUGUAGUAUGACUAUGCUUAUUCCUCUAUUCUACGGUUAGUUUCCUCAUUGUUGAUCUCUCCAUUUCUUUAUUCUUUUGAGUAAUGGCCUUAAUAUAUAAUCAUGGAUUGCAUUUGAGUUUCUGCUCAUGUAAUGUGUAAUGUUGAAUUUGGGAUU